AUGGCACGCAGGGCCCAUAACAAGUCUCGCCUCGGAUGCCGUGUUUGCAAGCAGCGCAAGAUCAAGUGCGAUGAAGGCAAACCCGCCUGCGAUCGAUGUGUGACCACCGGCCGCCAAUGUUCGUACCUCAGGGACGCACCAGAUAUUCCAACACCUGCGUCGUCUCUGUCAGUUCCCAGUCGAGACGCGACACAUCUGCCGACAACACCUCAGCUCACGCCUGUCGCCCAUGAUGCCACGACUUCCCUACAUCAUCCUGAUGAGCAACCACCCUGCCUGGACAAUCCAUCACUCACGGAGAACAGGUUCAGUCUCGCACACUUGCAGCUGUUGGACCACAUUAGGAGUAGCAUGACGACUUCAGGACCCAUCUUUCACUAUGCGAUAGAGCGAGGCUACAAACUGGCCCUCCGAGUCCCAUACCUCAUGGAUCAACUACUUGCCCUUGCGGCAGCUCACAAGAGCAAGGUCGCCCUCGAGAACGGCGACGAAAGACUUGAGCGUUUCUUUCGCAUGGAGGCCACGAAGCUCCAGACCAGGGCACUGUCCGGCGUCGCCCUCGCCCGCAACGUAAUGAACAGAGAAAACGCAGACGCUCUCUACACCUUUUCCGCCUUUCUCGGGCACCACGUCUUGUUUGACACCUUUUCGGCUCGAGAGCCCCUUUCGGUGACCCUGGACAAGCUUGACCAAUGCUUCGAACUAAACCAGAGCAUCCGCUUCACCGCGUCUGAGGCCCUGCAAAUGGGUUGCAGCAUGACCGCUGGUAUCAAUGGCGCGGACGAGAGUUACAUGACCACGAGCCCGCAUGAGAGCGCCAGCGGUACCGAAUGCGCCGGCAUCCUCCAACGGCUGCGGGGCGGUGACCUUGACCAGGCUGUUGCCGACGUGUACUGCGAGACGGUCAACAUCCUGCAGUACCUGCUCGACACGUCACAGUCCUCUGCGAGCGAGCGAAGGGUUGGCGUCGUCCAAGAGUGGCUCGUGAGGGUACCGUAUGAAUACCUCACCUAUCUGCGACAGAGACGCCCCGAGGCGAUUGUGAUACUUGCCCACUAUGCCGUCUUGCUGCACCGAGCGAGGGAUUACUGGGCUGUGGGCGAGGCGGGUCGCUUCUUGAUCCAGGAGAUAGGAAGCUAUCUAGGCGGUUACUGGGCAGACUGGCUCGUCUGGCCGCAGCAGGCACUGGAGGACGGUUGA
Molecule: messenger RNA, 1200 nt
Organism: Fusarium poae
Lineage: Eukaryota; Fungi; Ascomycota; Sordariomycetes; Hypocreales; Nectriaceae
Exons: 1
Coding region: 1-1200 (399 amino acids)
Biological process (GO): regulation of transcription by RNA polymerase II
Molecular function (GO): zinc ion binding; DNA-binding transcription activator activity, RNA polymerase II-specific
Source: RefSeq, a predicted model, not a curated record